This is a messenger RNA of Pyricularia oryzae 70-15, 879 nucleotides long. RefSeq lists its product as uncharacterized. Lineage: Eukaryota; Fungi; Ascomycota; Sordariomycetes; Magnaporthales; Pyriculariaceae. The coding region runs from base 1 to 879 and encodes 292 amino acids. The transcript has 2 exons. The record is from RefSeq and is a predicted model, not a curated record.
AUGUUUAAAUGGAAGAUUCUCGCGCAUUCCGCUUUCGCCUCUGUAUUUCUUUCUUCCGUUUGCACUUUAAUACUGAGCGCAUAUGCGCUUUUAAACGAGGAUACUGUAAGAUCCGGCAUAGUCACCUUGCGAUUUGAUGUCACACAAAUCUUAAAACUCGAUGCGCUGGAACGGCGUUUCCCGCAGCAAGAAGGUCUUUUAGACGGCAUAAGACCCGGAUCUCGUGUUUCCAGCAUCUUGAACAAUCUCCAGAGUGCAGCAGGAGCAGUUGCUACAUCGGUCCCAGAAAUUAUCAAGAAUAUACCCAAAGUCAUCAGCCAAGCGCCCCAGCUUAUUUCGGAACUAGUUCCCAAAAACUGCUCCCUGGGGACCGGAGAGUUCUGUAUUCAAAUCGGUGACAAAAACUCAUGUGACGCCCUGCCUCUUGACCUUUCUACUUUCAUCGAGCCGGAAAUUGUGAAAGUGUUGAAACAGCACUUUCAAGACAUUGAAAAUGUCGACGCUACUCUUACGCAAAUCACAACGCCAUAUUUCCGCCAUACCCUCAUAGCCGGCGUAGUGCUAACUGGUAUCGCUACUCUCCUUGUCGUCAUGUCGGCUUAUGGCCGUUUUACCUGGCUUAAAAAGUCGAAGGAGAUUUUAUUCUCACCGAAGCCCAUUGUCUUUAUAUUGAGGCUGCUCAUUGGACUACUGCUUUGCGUUCCGUACAUAAUCCCCACCUUGUCACUUUCUAUGGUCCGGUCCAAGCUCGAUGAGUUGCCGCCAUGGAUCGAGGUUGAAAAUGGUGACGUGUUCGAGCUUCUGAUAGGAUGCACAUGUUGUGCACUGUUUGGGGCAGUUAUAAGCAGUGCUGUACACGUUUUCGCAGAGGUUUUCUGA